Messenger RNA from Oncorhynchus tshawytscha (Chinook salmon), 3680 nucleotides. RefSeq names its product AGBL carboxypeptidase 5 (gene agbl5). The record is from RefSeq and is a predicted model, not a curated record. Gene Ontology annotation, biological process: proteolysis; protein deglutamylation. Gene Ontology annotation, molecular function: zinc ion binding; metallocarboxypeptidase activity. Lineage: Eukaryota; Metazoa; Chordata; Actinopteri; Salmoniformes; Salmonidae.
CUUCUUCCUGCCUGAGCCAAUCAGCCACCGUGUUGUUGUUUCUCAGCUACUAGUGGGUUUGUUUGGUUUUAAAGAGCUGUUUGGUGAUCGGGAAAGACACGAACGCCCCAAAAAAUGAGGAUCGUUCACAAAUAAGGUGGUGUGAGUACCAGCCAGCCCCGAGUUUAGGUCAGAGGUCAUGGAGGUUCGUGUUGGAAGCGUGGUGUUCAGCUCCAGGUUUGACUCUGGAAACCUGGGCCGCGUGGAGAAGGUUGACUCCUUCCCCUCCGACGCCGCCUGUCCCACUUCCACAACCCUUAGCAGCACCCCCGACUACGAGUUUAAUGUCUGGACGCGCCCUGACUGUGCCGGGACAGAACACGAGAAUGGAAACAGGUCCUGGUUCUACUUCAGUGUGCGUGGUGCUUUGCCGGGACGACUGCUGAAGGUCAAUGUAAUGAAUAUGAACAAACAGAGUAAACUGUACAACCAGGGAAUGGCUCCUCUAGUCAAGACUGUACCUGGUAGGACACGCUGGGAGAGAGUACGGGACAGACCCACAUACGAGAUGGUGGAUAAUCAGUUCAUCCUGUCGUUUACCCAUCGUCUGUUGGAAGUGAAAGGAGCGACCACGUUCUUCUCCUUUAGUUUCCCCUUCUCCUACAGCGAGAGUCAAGACCUGCUGACACAACUGGACCAGAGAUACCCUGACACAGCCACGCUCACUCCCAGGUGUGGUGACAGUGUAUACUUCCACAGGGAGGUGUUGUGUCACUCUCUGGAUGGUAACAGAGUGGAUCUGCUGACGGUCACCAGCUGUCUCGGCAUGCAGGAAGAGAGAGAACACCGCCUGGACAAACUGUUUCCUGAUGCAGAGACCCCACGACCUCAUCGCUUCACUGGCAAACAGGUGUUUUUCCUCAGUAGUCGUGUGCACCCGGGGGAGACGCCGUCGUCGUUUGUCUUUAAGGGCUUUUUAAACUUCAUCCUGCGUCAUGACGACCCCAGAGCUCACACACUCCGCAACAUGUUUGUCUUCAAACUCAUCCCCAUGCUGAACCCGGACGGGGUGGUACGCGGACACUACAGGACUGACUCUAGAGGGGUGAAUCUGAACAGACAGUAUCUGAACCCUAGUCCUGAUCUCCACCCCUCCAUCUACGCUGCUAAAACACUGCUGCUCUACCACCACACACACAACCGCACCACACACACACACUCCAACAUGCACAUCAACACACACUCUAACACACACACCUACAACCCACCUCAAGCACCUCCCCUCAGCACCAAACCCACCAAUCAGAGCCCUGCCCCACACCUCACCCCUUUGGAACUCAGCCUCAACCAACGGAACGCUGAUAAAGACUCUAACCCCGCCCCCUCAGAGAUUGCCAUGGUUAUGGAGGAGAUCGCCUGGGUAACCAUGGAGACCGGGAAGAGGGAGGGGCAGGGGGAUGGAAGAUGCUGUGAAGACGAGAAUGAUUCGCAGAGCGUCUCAGAGUCCACGCCCACAUCAGUACCUCUGGAGAUGUCAGUCAUAGCUGGGGAACCAAUCCCUGCGCAGGAGGGGGGAGUGGCCUAUUACGUGGACCUGCAUGGCCACGCUUCCAAACGCGGCUGCUUCAUGUACGGCAACAGCCUAUCAGACGAAAACCAGCAGGUGGAGAACAUGCUGUACCCUAAACUGAUAGCUGUGAACUCCGCCCACUUUGACUUCCAUGGUUGUAACUUCUCCGAGAAGAACAUGUACGCCCGCGACAAGAGAGACGGUCAGAGCAAAGAGGGCAGUGGACGCGUGGCCAUGCACAAAGCUAUAGGACUACUACACAGCUAUACGUUGGAGUGCAACUACAACACGGGGAGGACAGUCAACACCAUCCCUCCUGCCUGCCAUGACAACGGACGAGCCACACCCCCUCCCCCUCCCGCAUUCCCCCAAAUAUACCCCGAGAUAUUCGAACAGGUGGGGCGUGCGGUUGCCAUAGCAGCCCUGGACAUGGCUGACUGCAACCCGUGGCCACGCCUCGUCCUUUCAGAACACAGCAGCUUGACCAACCUCCGCGCCUGGACUCUCAAACACGUCCGCAACAGCAAGGGCCUCAACACACACGCACAGCCACGGACACACACCAGCGGGAACAAGGCGUCACCACCCAAGAGCUUCAAUACGUCUCUGACCAGUUCUGCAUCAGACACGUCUCUGAGUCAUGUUCGUUGUAACAGGCACAGCAGUAGCAGCCAGACACCGUCUCCUCAGAUACACACCUCGCCGAGCCUCACCUUCGGUUCCACGCACAACACACACACACAACGCGGGGGGAGCAAGGCACUCGGACCUGUCCGGGACGCUAAAACUCAGGAGAAGAGACGCCCCCCCCACCACCACCGCUCCGUCCUCCGGUCGUCUCCUAGCAACAGCCACCCCACCCCAGCCCGGCCCCCGUCAUCCCCCACCUCCUCCUCUUCCUCCUCCUCGUCCUCCUCGGUGGCGACCUGUCCUCUCCCAGGCUACAGCUGUCCAGACGUGCUGGGGGUGGUGGGGAGGAGAGAGUUCCCUAUCCGGCCGGGACGACCAAACACACAGGCUGCUGGAAAAGAGGAACCUCUGAACAUCCUGUCCUCAAUCAAGUACACCAGGUGUGAGCUGCAGCCUCGGGCCAGCCGUAUUCCCAUUAGGAGGGCGGAGUCAACCACAGACACUCCCACUGCUGGCCUUAACCCCGCCUCCUCUGGCAGAUGGGAGGAGUCAACUACCAUGAGGGUCUGGAGACUCCUGAAACCUGGCCUCCGCAGACACCUAGGUGUGUCGGAGAAGGAGGUUCCUUCGUUGCGUCUUGUUUCCAGAGCCCUGCUGAAGAACACGGACAGGAGUUCCCUCUACACACAUUCUAGUACUGAAGAAACCACAGAGCCACAAGUUUGUGAGGAGAAGACCGGGUUCGAGGCUGAGGCAGUGUCUGUGUGUGAAACAGCACCCCUGUGUGGAGAGGCAUGAUAACUACACAUUCCCAACCAGGACAGUGGGGACUGGAUCCAGACUGACACACACUUCCCUCUGAGAGACCAGGCACCUGUUAGCACCACAACACCUUUUAGACAGAACUAUUUUAUUAAAUCUUUUUAACUGUGUGAUUCUUAUACGUGUGUGUGUGUGUGUGUGUGUGUUGAAAUACUGCAGUGUAUAUUGUGUAAUGUAAAGCUUCUUGUGUGUUAGCUGCUGUAAAAUCCUCUGCAUGACCUGUAGGUAUAAUAAUCUGAAUAUAUCAUGUUUUUAAUGACCUGUAGGUAUAAUAAUCUGAAUAUAUCAUGUAUUUAAUGAUUGAAAGCCUUCCCCUCUCAGAGCAUUCCUAUAAAGGCUCCCGUAUAUAGUGCUCUACUUUGGAGCAGGGCCCUAUAUAGUGCUCUACUUUGGAGCAGGGCCCUAUAUAGUGCUCUACUUUGGAGCAGGGUCCAUAGGUGUCUAUCUAGUCAAUACUUUGCCAUUUGGAACGAACAUUAGUCCACCACACUGAUGUACAACAGCUACAAUGAGAUAAUGAGAUAAAAUCUCAGGGCCACCCUUGAGAUAAAAUCAAAUCACAUUUUAUUGGUCACAUACACAUAUUUAUCAGAUGUUAUUGGACACAUACACAUAUUUAUGAGAUGUUAUUGCUAGUGUUGCAAAAUGCUUGAUUAAACCAGAGUGGUGUGUAAUGAUA